Messenger RNA from Didymella exigua CBS 183.55, 1810 nucleotides. RefSeq lists its product as uncharacterized. The transcript has a single exon. Lineage: Eukaryota; Fungi; Ascomycota; Dothideomycetes; Pleosporales; Didymellaceae. The record is from RefSeq and is a predicted model, not a curated record. Gene Ontology annotation, biological process: regulation of transcription by RNA polymerase II. Gene Ontology annotation, molecular function: DNA-binding transcription factor activity; RNA polymerase II cis-regulatory region sequence-specific DNA binding. The coding region runs from base 348 to 1370 and encodes 340 amino acids.
CUGCUCUGCGUCCUAUAUCUGUCUCUGCUGUCCCGCGCCCUGGAGCGAACGCCCAGUAAGCUCACCCAUUCGACCUCAAUACUCUCCAACGUCCCUCUCUCUACCAAAGUUGCCUCAUUCCCAGCAUCAUCACAGCCCAAUUCAACUGUCCAACCCCUCACCACCAAACCACAACGCUUUUUUAUUUGCUGCGCUUAGCUGUGUGGUAGUCCCCACCGUCGUUGAGAAGCAUUUGUACCAUACAUCGCCCUUUGCACUCCUCACGUGUGGCGCAAAAUUACACUGCAAAUCUGGUCGCAUUCCUUUCACUGGCGCGGAUCUGUGCCUUGCCUGGUACUUAAAGAAACAUGGACGGCAAGAACUCUUCGGGACGCCGCGUGUCAUUGUUAAACGACGGCCCUGAGGCACCAACUUUAGUUCGCCUACCCUCCAUUACUCCUUCCCUUCGCUCCCGCACAUCCAGCUACACAUCCUCACCAAUUGGCUCCCCGCCAACGCCGCGACUGAUCCGCAGCGACUCCUCGGAUUCAGCCACCAUGAACACACCCUCGCCCAUCACUCCGGACUUCGCACCCUUCGACUCCAUGUCGCAGGGUAUGCCUUCGCCCGGCUUUCCGCAGGACCAUUAUUUUGCCAUGCAGAGCGCUGUCAUGCGCCAACACAACAUGCACAUGAACGCCAUGCCGCACAGCGACAUGAAGUCGGAUACCUUCACCAACUACGCCCCUCACAUUGUCAACCAGGUGGCCUACCAAGCCCAACCCCAGGUCUUCUACAGCCCCCAGAUGUCUGAACAGCACAUCUCGGCCCCUGCGCCUGCGCCUGCCAGCGUUCGACCAAAGAAGAACAGCUACCCUUGCCCCAUGGCUAAGCAGUUCGGUUGCAGCGACUACUUCACCACCUCUGGACACGCAGCCCGCCACGCGAAGAAGCACACCGGCAAGAAGGACGCGUUUUGCCCGGAGUGCAACAAAGCUUUCACUCGCAAGGACAACAUGGAGCAGCACCGCCGCACCCACCAGAGCGGCCGCAGUGCAAAAUGCAGCGACAACGGCGUCAAGAAGGCCAAGCCUGCCGCCAAGCGCCCAAGGGCGUCCCCUAUGCAGUCCUCUGAGCAAGCGCAGCUCCACAGCGUUGAUCCUGUCCUUCACAUCACCCCACAUCCCACAGGCUUCAUUGCCCCUGCGGUGCCGUCGGCGGAGGACGCAGGCCAGUACGCGCAGUACUCCCCUACCCAAGAACAGCGUUCUACGCACGCGUACCCUGACCCCACCCAGUACUCGAUGAACCACCUGUACAACACUGGUACUUCUUCGGGUCUUGAUGCCCUUGCCAUUGCGGCGAGCAGUGAGAAGCGCAAGUUCGAGUAACUUGUUGUUUGUAUUCUGGCGUUCACGGUCUGGUUUUCAUUUCCAUCGCCACUUCAGCGCGGCGUAGGAGGCCAUCUUUCGAAUUUCACGGCGUUCAAAACCCUUCCACGUAAGGAAUAGACGCAAUUGCCGUCAUGGCUAUGAAUGGUGUGAGAGGUCUAUUGCAGACGCCCCAUCAUGUAUUUUCUUUCUCUAAAUUACGGCUUUGGCCAAGCUACGGCUUUGGCCCACUUGUCUGGUUGUUCGCGAGACUCAUCUUCACUGAGAAGUAAUAUAUGGAGUCGAUCUGCGACGAGACUGCCUGGUGGUCGGAAUCACAGGCAGCAUGGAUACCCCGCCCGUUGUUACAAUGGGCACAUUGUUUUUAGCUACAUCGGUACAUUGCUACCUGAUUAAAAAAUCAAUAUUCUCUAAACAUCAUUGCCAUCUCAAUUGCCUCA